Messenger RNA from Candoia aspera, 373 nucleotides. It is a transcript of the gene POLR3K, whose product is annotated as RNA polymerase III subunit K. Gene Ontology annotation, molecular function: nucleic acid binding; zinc ion binding. The coding region runs from base 3 to 329 and encodes 108 amino acids. The transcript has 3 exons. The record is from RefSeq and is a predicted model, not a curated record. Gene Ontology annotation, cellular component: RNA polymerase III complex. Gene Ontology annotation, biological process: termination of RNA polymerase III transcription; regulation of DNA-templated transcription; DNA-templated transcription. Lineage: Eukaryota; Metazoa; Chordata; Lepidosauria; Squamata; Candoiidae.
GGAUGCUGCUUUUCUGCCCGGCCUGCGGGAACGUGCUGGUGGCUGAGGAGGGCGCCCGCUGCCACCGCUUCGCUUGCACCACGUGCCCCUACGUGCGCAACGUCACGCGGAAGGUGACGAACCGGCGCUACCCGAAGCUGAAGGAAGUGGACGACGUGCUGGGCGGGGCCACCGCCUGGGAAAACGUCGACUCGACGGCAGAGCCGUGCCCCAAGUGCGGGCACCCGCGCGCCUACUUCAUGCAGCUGCAGACGCGCUCGGCCGACGAGCCCAUGACCACCUUCUACAAGUGCUGCAGCGCCCGGUGCGGCCACCGCUGGAGGGACUGAGCCGCGCACGGGGAGGGGAGUCAAUAAAGGUCCCCGGAGGAGUA